GAAAAUUUAGUAGGCAAUUUAGUAGGCAAAGUAGAAUACAGAAUGAAGAUGAAGUUCAUUAAAACAAUACAAGAGUAUCAAUCAAAACUUUUUGAUUACUUUUUAAACAAUUUAUCCGGAUUUUUUGGUACAUUUUUAACCAGUAUCAUCAUCUUCUUAGCUGGCUUAAGCAUGAAAGGAGAAUGGUUGAUGAUUUUAGUACAUUUUAUGAAACAAUUUGGUUUAGAUCGUACACCCAAUUUUACUUCCGAAAAGUUUCACGACAUUCAUAUUUAUUUUAUACAAUCUUACUUAACUUCUUAUAUUAUUUAUUUUGGUAUGUGUGGCUUCUUGCAAUGGUAUUUUUAUAUACGUCAAAAGAAUACGCCAGAAAAUUGGAAGUGUCAACCUAAUAAAUUCUUAAGUUGGAAGGAUGAAAAGUUUGAAAUUAUUCUUGGAACCAUAAACUUAACCAUAGGUGCCACAAUUUCUGGAUUACUCGCAUGUUAUACAAUGAAUGGUGGAUACACAACAAUUUACUAUAAAAUAUCAGAUUAUGGAAUUUUUUAUUUCCUCAUAUCCAUUGUUUUAUAUUACAUUUGGGUUGAUCUUACGACAUAUUGCGUGCAUAGAAUGCUUCACUUACCAUUUUUCUAUAAAAAUUUUCAUAAGAUUCAUCACAGAUUUAAACAACCGACUGCAUUUUCUUCGACUGCUAUGCAUCCUGCAGAAUUUUUACUGAUGCAAACUGUCAUGAUGAGUCCUAUACUGUUUUUACCAAUGCAUUGGGUUACAUAUAUAGGAGUGAUAGGAUAUGUAUUUUACUAUGGCAUAAUAGAUCAUUCUGGCAUCAAGAUGGAAGCCAUAUGGCCAUGGCAGCCAAAUUCUUUCUUUCAUGAUGAUCAUCAUAAAUACUUCCAUGUAAAUUUUGGAUUCAAUUUGACUAUAUGGGAUAAAUUGCAAGGAACUUACAGAGUAAAAGACAGAGUCUAUAACGAAAAUAUAUUUUAUGGAAAGGGUAAAAGUUUAAAUGAAGCUACACCAGAAGAAUUAGAUCUACACUUUAAGAACGAUUAAAAUGUAAAACAUAUGUAUUUUUUGUAUAAAACAUUGAAGUUAUAUCACCAGUUAAAUAGUGGCUUAUAUAUUUAACCAGGCAAAUGGCGGCUUCCUUUGUCAAACUAACCUGGCAAGUGUGACUUAUACAUGUCAAUUUAAGUAAGAAAAUGGCGUUUUUUUGCAAUUAAUAUGUUUUAGUUUAUUAAAAAUAUAAACGAAAUAUAAAAAAAAUCAACAUUUUAAAUCUUAUAGCUACUGAUUUGCAUAAAUAAAAUAUUUAUAAGAGAGAAACCAAAGAAAAAUAUAUGUCGCUAAUGGCAUAUUAUCAGUAUUUAAGAAUAUUUUAUUUAUUUAUCAGCAAUG
Molecule: messenger RNA, 1401 nt
Organism: Centruroides sculpturatus (bark scorpion)
Lineage: Eukaryota; Metazoa; Arthropoda; Arachnida; Scorpiones; Buthidae
Product: lathosterol oxidase-like
Exons: 7
Coding region: 43-1056 (337 amino acids)
Biological process (GO): sterol biosynthetic process
Molecular function (GO): C-4 methylsterol oxidase activity; iron ion binding
Source: RefSeq, a predicted model, not a curated record